GAUUGGUUGAUCCUACGACUGGCGCACAAGAAUUUUUAAGAUUGACCAAAAAUAUUUUAGUAGUGUGAAACAAGAAAUAAUUUUUACCCCCUACAACGAUGAUAUGUUUUCUACAAACUAUUUUAAAUUAUAUUCUUAAUUAGUUUCAAUCUUCUGCUGGAACGUUUUUGCUACCGUGGGAUUACAACUAUAGAAUACGUGUUUUGGCCAUGUCCCUUUACUCAAUUUACUGGCAGUUAUUUUCACGCUUCCAGGCUUCGAACAUGGCCUUUGCUGUAGCAGUGGAGCGCUGAUUUUCGUGUUCAACUACAGUAUUUUUUCUGUCAAAGCGACCUGCGUAACUUCCUCGUAUUCCUGGGUGAUUUGGUAAGCAAAGUGCUGUAAGUGUGACGUGUAAUCUAGUGGACGCUUUUAACUAGUGGGCCGCUACUCAUGUUGCUUUUUUGCGAUCAUACCCCAAACUCGUAUGUUCUUUAGACGUGCACAUUUGUCCCUGUGUUUUAACAAUCUUAUUGCAUUGUAUCGAACGUAGAGAACCAAUUUGCUUAAUUAGUUUCGUGUUAGCCUCGUCACUGAUGCUAACUAGGUUGCUAGCUAACAACCCCGACAAUGAGUUCUCCAAGCUUCUCCCCUCCUGUUAAAGAACAGGUCUGCUGGACGGAGAAAGAAACUAUGGUGAAAGAGGAGAAGGAAGAGGGUUUCUCAAAUAAAAACGUAAAAGAUGAGACUUUUACCGUGAAAGAAGAAGACCGAGAAGUUAGCGUAAAAUACGUUUUUACAUUAAUAAAGGAAGAGGUAACUGUGAAAGAAGAGAAGGACGUUGCUGUGAAAGAAGAGAAGGACGUUGCUGUGAAAGAAGAGAAGGACGUUGCUGUGAAAGAAGAGAAGGACGUUGCUGUGAAAGAAGAGAAGGACGUUGCUGUGAAAGAAGAAAAUAAAGAAAUGGAUGAUGUUUUUGGAGUGAAGGUGGAGAGCGACGUCUCAUUAGAGGAAGAGGAGAAAGACAAGGCACGAUGUCAGAAUAACAACAGAGAAACAGCUGACUCUCAAUCUGACAGCGGGGAGCGUCCUUCAGGGGAACCAGAUACAGAGAUGUCCACACCAGCAAGACCAUGCCAAUGCUCACAGUGUGGGAAAUGUUUUAUGUGGUUAUGUCACCUGAAAAGGCAUGUGAGGACACACACUGGAGAGAAACCUUACAAGUGCUCCCAUUGUGGAAAAUGUUUUACAGAACCAGGGAAUUUGAAAUCUCAUAAGACAACACACACAGGAGAGCAUUAUGACUGCUCCCAUUGUGGAAAGAGUUUUAGAUACUCAAGGAAUCUAAAAGUACAUGAAAGAAAACACACUGGAGAGAAGCCAUAUCAAUGCUCUCAGUGUCAAAAUACAUUUAUUUCUUCAGUGCACCUGAAAUCACAUGAACGAAUACACACUGCAGAGUCUUACCACAGCUCCUGGUCUGAAAAGGAUUUUAAACAAUCAGGGAAUCUAAGGGUGCAUGAACAAAGUCACAUGGGAGAGAAACCAUAUCAAUGCUCCCAGUGUGAAAAAAGAUUUGUUCAGUUACGGAGCCUAAGAGACCAUAAGAGAACACACACUGGAGAGCGGCCGUAUAAAUGCUCUCAGUGUGGGAAGGGUUUUAGACAGUCAGGAGAUCUAAAAACACAUGAAAGAACACACACAGGUGAAAAACCAUACAAAUGCUUGCAGUGUGGAAAUACAUUCAUUUCAUCAGGGGGCCUGAAAAGGCAUGGGAGGAUACACACAGGAGAUCGGCCAUAUAAAUGCUCUCAGUGUGGAAAGGGUUUUAGUCACUCAGGUAAUUUAAAAGUCCAUGAAAGAAAACACACUGGAGAGAAGCCAUAUACAUGCUUGCAGUGUGGAAAUACAUUUAUUUCAUCAUGGGGCCUGAAAAAGCAUAAGAGAACACACACAGGAGAUCGGCCAUAUCAAUGUCCUCAGUGUGGAAUGGGUUUCAGACAUUCAGCGGAUUUAAAAGUACAUGAAAGAAAACACACUGGAGAGAAGCCAUACAAAUGUUCUUACUGUGAAAAUACAUUUUACAAAUUAGGAAAUCUUAAAGAACAUGAGCGCACACACUUUGCAGAUAGGCCUUUCCACUGCUCUCAGUGUGGUAAGGGUUUUAAACGCUAUGAGGGUCUAAAGAGGCAUAGAAGAACACACACUGGAGAGAAACCAUAUCAAUGCUCUCAGUGUGGAAAGGGGUUUAUGCAGACAGGGAAUCUAAAAGUACAUAAAAGAAUACAUACUGGAGAGAAACCAUAUAAAUGCUUGCAAUGUGGAAAUACUUAUAUCUCAUCAGGGAGCCUGAAAAAGCAUGAGAGAAGAACACACUGUAUAGAGAAACCUUUCCCAUGUUUUGUGUGUGGAAAGGGUUUUACUGAGAAAGGGAACCUGAAUAAACAUCAGAGAAUACACACAGAAGAGGUCUCCACUGGUCCCAUUGUGAAAAGGGUUUUAGUCCCUUAGAAGGCCUGAAGCAGACAGGUCAAAAAUGUUGGGAAAUUUGAAAUAUGGAGAAAAGGAAUCGUCACACCAACUCAUCCGACCAUCAUUAGAACCCACCCCCUUUCCGAGCAUGUUUGGAACCCGCCCCCUGUCCAAACAUGUUUAGAACCCACCCCCUAUACAACCAUGUUUAGAACCCACCCCCUUUCUAAGCAUGUUUAGAACCCACCCCCUUUCCAUUAAUGUUUGGAACCCAUGUUUAGAACCCACCCCCUUUCCAACCAUGUUUAGAACCCACGCACUUUCCACACAUGUUUGGAACCAAACCCUUGUCCAAACAUGUUUAGAACUCACCCCCUAUACAACCAUGUUUAGAACCCUAUUAAAUUAUAUUAGCAUGUAAUUUAAAUAUAACAUCAAUAAAAUAGUUGUAUAUAUACAAUAUGUGCUAUUCCAUUGUAGCUUGUUGUUUAUUAUUCCUGCCUGUAUUUUUUGUGAGAAGUAGGUUUCUGCAGAUCAGCAAGUCUAAUUAUGGAAAUUGAUUUCAGCCCCGCAAUAAACCUACUGUAAAUCAUUAAUUAUUAAAAUGUUAUGUUUUUCUCUAAUCAAUGAACACAUGCUCAUUUAGUAUGUCUUGCCAGUGUGACGUAUAAUGUAGUGGACCGGACUAGGCAUUCACCCGAGGCAUACAAUUUCUUAUCUGGCAAUUCGGUAGUCUGAUAGCUUGCAUUCCUGGCCCAAUAAUUAAAGUCUUUGGACCAUUAUAGUAUAUAUUUGCCUCUGUGUUUUCGCCACUCUUCGUGGCAUUUAUUUAACUUUUUUCUUUGUUAGUAGUCAGCAAAUUGGAUCGCUAAAUUAGACUAGUACUAACCUAGUCACUAAUGCUAACUAGCUAGCUAACAUCCCGACCAUGCGCUAACUUUGUUCUCCUUCCCUGGCUAAAGAGGAAGUCUGCUGGAUUGAGAAAGUAGCUUUCAUGAAAGAUUAGAAGGAAGAAGAGUUUUUAACAAUCAAAAACAAAGUAGAAAGUGGAGCUGUAACAGUGAAAGAGGAGGGUUUUGUGAAAAAAUAGGAUGUUUUUAUGAAAGAAUAGUACGAUAUUACUGUGAGGGAAGAGAAGGAUGUUAUUGUGAAAGAAGAUAAGAUGGAGAAAGAAAUUCAAUAAAUUUUUAAAGGAGUAAAGGAGAAGGUUAUUGUCAUGUUG
Molecule: messenger RNA, 3673 nt
Organism: Esox lucius (northern pike)
Lineage: Eukaryota; Metazoa; Chordata; Actinopteri; Esociformes; Esocidae
Product: zinc finger protein 709-like
Exons: 2
Coding region: 610-2490 (626 amino acids)
Biological process (GO): regulation of transcription by RNA polymerase II
Molecular function (GO): RNA polymerase II cis-regulatory region sequence-specific DNA binding; DNA-binding transcription factor activity
Source: RefSeq, a predicted model, not a curated record